UCUAUAGCCCGACGUCGUUUCGCCCGGCGAGCAAUCGCAAUCGCGUCAGUUGGUGCUCAGCUGCCGUGGUGCGUGCAACGUAGGUAUAGAUACCUCUCGGGUCGAUAUCGAAGGUACUCGCGACGCGUCCCUUCAAAAAUCAUACGUUACUCGCGUAGCCAAGCACCAACCGCCCGGAAUUCUCCGAUCUGCGUGGACGUCGCUAAUCCUCGUGCUCGCGUAUCCUCUUCGAUCAUCCUGAGAAACGCAUCUCUGACGUACGAAUAAUAACAGAAACGUAUCGUGAACUUCGCCGGCGGGCAGGAGGAACGCGGAAGGAAAGGAGAUGACACGCGGGGUCGCACGAGGGAACGAAGCCGCGAUCUUUCCACGCGCGCGCAAAUAACGAUCGAGGAGAGGUACGGCCUUGGAAGCGGCGAACGACAAUUUCUGACGAUCGAUCGACAGUCGCUUACAUAGCUUAACGCCGACGAUUUAUACGAGUUUCACAACUUCUCUCGAUUAUCGAAACCGAUCACUAACCGCGAUCGCAAGACGAUUUUCUUUUAUUCGGCCGGAGUAGGAAGAAGUCAAUCUUCCUCGUAUAUCUCGUUCCCUCGAAUAAAACACGAAGCACGACGAAGUGGUGGCACAAUGUAGCGCGGUGACCUCGACCGAAAGGUGCGGACUUUCUUACGUGAACUAGAAACCAGUGCGAAAGUUCGACAAGGAAUUAUUCGCAAAGAGACAAACGUGAGGAUGAAGACGAUGGGCGAUGUCGUCGCGGAUCCCAUCGACGAGAACGAUGGCACGGUGCAAUCCUCCAGUGCGAGCAAGGAAUUCGGUCAGAGAACACUGAGAUCCUUGAAGAGAGGACUGGGUCGACUCUGGAGGAGGCACAGAGGCAAUGCAUCGAUUACCGAAUACGAUCCCUCCUACAAAGUCGCGUAUCUCGGGAAUGUGCUGACCGGAUGGGCCAAGGGUGAAGGCUGCGUCGAGAAGCCCGUGUCGACCCUGUGGCGGAACUACGUAAGCAGCAAUAGACCCGACGUUUCCAUGAGGUUGACGGUGACCAACGGUGGUCUGACCGCGACCACUAAAGACCACGGCCUCACCGAGUAUUGGGCUCACCGUGUGACUUAUUGCACAGCGCCAGCCACUCAUCCACGCCUCUUUGUUUGGGUAUACCGACAUGAAGGCCGUAGACUGAGGCCCGAAUUAAGGUGUCACGCAGCCCUGUGCAGCAAGGAGUCUACCGCAAGAAGACUCGCCUCGAUCUUGAAUGCCAGGCUGCAACAGGCGCUCAUGGAAUUCCGCCGGGACAAGGUCUCCAGGCAAAACGCCAGAUUGUCUCUAGCAAACGCAUUAUACGACAAUCCGUCGUUGCCGCGUAGGAAACUUCUUCUGAGCACCGGUGGCCAGAACUAUCGGCCACCCUUGGAGAGGUCAAAGAGCGCGCCUAAGUUAUCAGCGAUCGAAGAGGACACGGUAGCUGAAGAGAUAGAGCAGGAGAGGCUGCUGGAGGAAUUGCGUUCCUUGGAGAACGUAGCACGUAGCUGGGAAGACCAGGACAGCUGGAGGAUAGCCAGAUUACUGGAAGCUCUUAAUCGCGAAUCCGAUGAAAACGGUAGCAUCUCCAGUGGAUGUGAAACUGCCAGCACGGCGACCAGCGAGGAAAGAGCCACUGGCCCGGAGGAACAUCUUGCUCAGAAUCCAAAUGAUCAGCGAGGGUCGAUCAAAAGGGUUAUCUUCUCGGAAGACGGAGUCGGCAGGAGAUCAGGACCACGAAGGAAUUCAGAAGGUUCGCCACAUUUUAUGACGUGUGCCGGUAGUCCCCGUUUCAAUCCUAUGGAUCCUAUGAAGAGGUUUCCCUUGAGCGAAGAAGAAGAAUCGAUGGAGGAAGAAGAAGAAGAAAUAGAAGACACUGCUUCGAACAUGUUCGAUUUCGAGGAUGUCGAGGAUCUCGACGACGUGGUGGAUUAUCGGCCGAGGGGAGAGGUGAUGAACAGGAUUGAGGAUCCGCAAAAAAGGGAAAGGCGAGCGAACGAGAAAUAUCCUGGUAGAAUAGGUCACGAUUUUUUGCAAAAUGAGGAAACUUCGUUCCUAACUCUGGAUUCUCUCGACGAGGAGGCCGACAGCGAUGAAAGCGGUUACGUGGAAGCACCACCAAAGUCUUUACUAGGUCAAGAUGACAAGAAAGAAGAGGAAGAGAGCGAGCAUCUGCGAUUAGAGUCAUUUACGAAUAAAAGAGAGGACAAAUUGGAGUCGACAUGUAGAACCGACGAAAGUGAGAAUCAGAGGACGAAACACGAGGAUUCUAAGUUAGAUAAGCAAGAGGGAAGAAAAACGGAGAAGAAAGAUCCCUUAAUGGUGGUCAACGAUAAUCAAAGAGUCAAGGAAAGAGAAAGGGUAGAUUUUAAGUCUCCUAUCUCAGAUACUAUCAGAAAGUUAGCUAGUGCGUCACUAAGAAAUUCCAAAUCUUUCGAAAUGACAAGCAACAAUUGCUUGAAAGUACUAAAUAAUUUCAAAACCUCCAAGUCAUUUGAUAGCGUGAAGAAUGAUGAAAUUACCGUGGAUUCGCCAAGUCUUCACCAAAGGAAACAAUUGUUGGCACAACGCGGUGUCAUGGUUUAAAACGUCCCUUUUAAAUUGAAUAUUUUUCCGAUUUUUUAUUACAAAUUGAACGGAAAUUAAUCAUUGAAUAAAUAUUUAUCUAUCAUUAAGUCAUCACGAAUCAUCAAAAACAUAAUUAUGUUUCAUAAAAACACCAAGUCUACAAACAAGAACGCAAAAUUAAUAUUCGAGCUAAAAUGUGCCUAAUAGAUUUAUUAAAUUGUAUCAAUUGUUUCGUUUUUUGGCAAACAAAAAUAGGACUAUUGCAAAUAUGUAUUUAUGAUGAAAUCGUUUUCCUUUUUCGUAAUGUUCAUAAUAGAAAAUAGACGGAUUCGAUAACAAAUGCAUUUAAGUUUUAUGUCAAAGGCACAUUAAAAAUAUCUGUUUGAAUAAUAUCGAAGCAACAAUUAAGAUAUUGUUCAAAUGACUGCUAGACUUUGAAAAAUCCCACUUGAAUCUUUAAAUGCAUAUCAAAAUACUAUCAUCGAGUUGAACAAAUACACUCAGUGUCGAAAUUUGAUUUAAGCACAAUAUUCUAAGAGACGUAGUUGAUUUCUUGUGCCUCUCUAGUUGGCUAGUUUCUUAUGCCUGAGAAUCGCGACCUCGCAG
Mycetomoellerius zeteki is the source of this 3201-nucleotide messenger RNA. RefSeq lists its product as uncharacterized. Lineage: Eukaryota; Metazoa; Arthropoda; Insecta; Hymenoptera; Formicidae. The record is from RefSeq and is a predicted model, not a curated record.